Molecule: messenger RNA, 321 nt
Organism: Bufo bufo (common toad)
Lineage: Eukaryota; Metazoa; Chordata; Amphibia; Anura; Bufonidae
Product: synapsin-2-like
Exons: 2
Coding region: 1-321 (106 amino acids)
Biological process (GO): neurotransmitter secretion
Cellular component (GO): synaptic vesicle membrane
Source: RefSeq, a predicted model, not a curated record
AUGGACAAGCCAAAGCAUCCCGGUGAACAUCCACUUCCACAGAACGAAACACCAGGGCCAUCAACCACUGCAGGUCAGCCACCAUCUUCUGAAGGACAGACAUUAUCUCCUGUCAGCCAAGUGGAGUCACUGCCUAGACGUCAGACGGAGCCAUCUCAAAAAACCCAACCUCAUCCACAGCUGAACAAGUCCCAGUCUCUGACCAACGCUUUCAACUUCAGCCAGUCGUCAUUCUUCCGCUCAUCCAAUAACGAUGAUGAAGCUAAAGCAGAUACUAUCCGGAAUCUGAGGAAGUCCUUCGCCAGUCUGUUCUCCGACUAA